ACUAUGCGAUAUACACUUCGUCAUCGGCCUAUUGCAGUCAGCAUCGAAACCAAGACAAUCAGCCGACCAGAGGAAGAAGCAAGAGUACAGCUAGCGAUUUGGGUCGCUGCGCAACUCGAACGCAUAACUACAGAGACUCUAGACCGUAACGCCGUGCUGCGUAGAAUGGUGUUCCCACUCCUCUAUGUCCAGUCGGCGCAGUGGACCGUUCUCUUCGCGCGCCCCUCAUCGUCACCGCUUGCCGACAGAAGCGUUACCAUAUUUCCUUCCAUCAUUCUUGGCGAGACAUCGUCCGUCUUAGGAACGUAUAGAGUGCUAUGGGGACUGCGUGUGUUGGAGCAGUGGAUUGAUACAACGUAUCGUAACUGGUGGGAGGAGUUACUCGAU
Molecule: messenger RNA, 387 nt
Organism: Trematosphaeria pertusa
Lineage: Eukaryota; Fungi; Ascomycota; Dothideomycetes; Pleosporales; Trematosphaeriaceae
Exons: 3
Source: RefSeq, a predicted model, not a curated record